This is a messenger RNA of Echinostoma caproni, 570 nucleotides long. Lineage: Eukaryota; Metazoa; Platyhelminthes; Trematoda; Plagiorchiida; Echinostomatidae. The record is from the annotation of a GenBank genome assembly.
AUGUUAGAGGUGUCAAUCCGAAAACGAAUUGCCCAACUCGUGAACGUACUAGAGGGACAAGUGAACUUCACUCGAUCUGAAAUAGAACACCUGUUGGACAUGUUUGUCAAAAUCAAUGAGAAAAAACCGUUUGCCAAAUUGGAUCGUGUCACAUUUCGUGAAAUUUUGCAUCACGUUUUUCACAUGACAGACGACGUCAUGAUGGACAGAGUCUGUUUCAGAGCGUACGACUUGAACUCGGAUGGUAUGAUCACAAGGGAGGAGAUGUUUCAAUUGUUAAAGACCUCGCUGAUCAAGCAACCCACCGAUGAGGAUCCGGACGAGGGGAUUCGUGAUCUAGUGGACAUAGUAUUCAAGCGAUUGGAUAUGGAUCAUGAUGGAAAGAUCAAUUUUCAUGAUUUUAUGAGCGCUGUGCAAGAAGAUGCCAUGCUACUGGAAAUCCUUGGACCGUGUUUCCCCGAGGAGAAUGUGGCCAUCGCAUUUGGUUCAACAUUCCAAGAAAUACAAGUGCCAUGCGAAAUCAGCUAUUUGAAACCGGAAAAGAGUAUCGGAAGAACCCCUGCCACUUGA